CGGCCAACUUGUAUAAAGACAGCGCUGAACGAUGCCUCCCUCUGACAAGCCUUCUCUUUUGUUUCUCAAGCCUGGACAGCUGCAUUCAUUCUCUUGUUUUUUACGUUCUCUUUUUCACCCCCUUCCUCUCUUUUUUAACACCGUCCUACGGACAAUUCCAUUCUUUUUUACACCUUCAAAAUGAAGACCACCGCUGGAUUGCUCGCUCUGGCAGCGGCUGCUAAGAUGGCCAACGCCCACGCCACCGUCUUCGCCGUCUGGAUUAACGGCGAGGACCAGGGCCUGGGUAACACCGACUCUGGCUACAUCCGUUCUCCCCCCAGCAACUCCCCCGUCACCGAUGUCACCUCCACCGACAUGACCUGCAACGUCAACGGUGACAAGGCCGCCGCGAAGACCCUGUCCGUCAAGUCCGGCGACAAGGUCACCUUCGAGUGGCACCACGACAGCCGUGAUGCCGGCGACGACAUCAUUGCCUCGUCCCACUUGGGUCCCGUCAUGACCUACAUUGCCCCCACCAAGAAGGGCUCCUCCGGCGAGGGCUGGGUCAAGCUGGCCGAGGAGGGCUACGACAAGUCCACCGACAAGUGGGCCGUCGACAACCUGAUCGCCAACAAGGGCAAGCACUCCGUCACCAUCCCCGACAUCGAGGCCGGCGAGUACCUGCUCCGUCCCGAGAUCAUCGCCCUCCACGAGGGUAACCGCGAGGGCGGUGCUCAGUUCUACAUGGAGUGUGUCCAGGUCAAGGUCACCUCCGACGGCUCCAAGACCCUCCCCGAGGGUGUCGCCAUCCCCGGCGCCUACAAGGCCGACACCGAGGGUGUCCUCUUCGACAUCUACAGCGACUUCGACUCCUACCCCAUCCCCGGCCCCGCCGUCUGGGACGGUGCCUCCUCCGGCUCCUCCGGCUCGGGCUCUUCCUCGUCCGCCGCCGCUGCCCCCUCCACCACUGCCCCCGCCGCCGCUGUCUCGACCACCGCUGCCGCUGCUACUACCCAGGAGGCCAUUGUCACCGCUGCCCCCACCACCCAGGAGGCCGUCGUGACCGCCGCCCCUGCCCCCGUUGAGUCCUCGUCCGCCCCCGAGGUCCCUGCCCCUGCCCCCAGCAGCUUCACCACCUCUGUCCGCGCCUCGACCUCCUCCGCCGCCCCCGUCAGCUCCGGCGUCCCCGGCUCCAACAAGAUCUACCAGCGCUGCGGCGGUAUCAACUUCACCGGCCCCACCGGCUGUGAGAGCGGCCUGGUCUGCAAGAAGUGGAACCCCUACUACCACCAGUGCGUUCAGGCUUAAAUGAGUCUGACCUGGUUGGUAUGAGUUGAGUUGCUUUGUUUGGGGAGAAUGAUGCGAAAGAUAGACUUGUAGUUUAGAUUUCCAUCGAGGUUGUUUGCUCACUAGUUGAGAUUGACGCCUCUAUAUAUUCAAACCUUUUGCUGUCCAUAUAUAUAUCCUUCUUUAUCUAUGUAUUGAUUAAUUUUAUUGGGUAAUCUUUC
Molecule: messenger RNA, 1490 nt
Organism: Aspergillus melleus
Lineage: Eukaryota; Fungi; Ascomycota; Eurotiomycetes; Eurotiales; Aspergillaceae
Gene: eglD
Product: putative endoglucanase
Exons: 1
Coding region: 181-1290 (369 amino acids)
Biological process (GO): carbohydrate metabolic process
Cellular component (GO): extracellular region
Molecular function (GO): cellulose binding
Source: RefSeq, a predicted model, not a curated record